AUGGAGCAGGGCAUAGGUCGCAACAUCCACAUCGAGUUCUUGGACCAGCCUAGCACAGGGGCACCACUCAUCUGUGUCAUCGAUCACAGCCCUACAUGGAUGGACCCUAUCACUCAGUUCUUGCAGAACCAGACACUACCUGCUGAUCUUGCUGAAGGGCGGCGUGUUCGCUAUCGUUCCGCUCGAUACUUGAUUAUUAAUGGCGCCCUAUACAAGCGCGGUUUCAGCCUCCCCUACCUUCGGUGCCUGAUCCCAAAGGAAGGUACUUACGUCCUAAGAGAGAUUCAUGAGGGUAUCUGUGGCAACCACUCAGGCGCUCACUCCCUAGCACACAAGGUCAUUCGGCAGGGAUACUUUUGGCCAUCACUUCACACUGAUGCCCAGACCUUCACCUAG
Messenger RNA from Prunus armeniaca (apricot), 396 nucleotides. The record is from the annotation of a GenBank genome assembly. NCBI's taxonomy places the organism in Eukaryota, Viridiplantae, Streptophyta, Magnoliopsida, Rosales, Rosaceae.